UCGACACAUUUGAGGAGCGGUGAUAUUAGAAUCUCCAACGUUGUUACAUCACAUUUAUCAGAAUGAAGUCAAGCAAUAGCGGAGCAUGCUAGUAAUUUGUAAUUCACAUGGCUCGUGGAAUUGAUUGACAGGGAUCGGCUGUUGGACUACUGUUGACUGUGAGAGGUUGACCACGACCAGCUUCAGCCGGACACGAUGACGGUGAAGGAGUUCCUGUCAACCACCAACAUCAAGGAGUGCAUGUCCCCCUCCGGACUGGGAGGGUGCAUCUCCAGAUGCCGUCAGUCCCGUCGCCUCGUUCUCAUCAUAGUAUUUAUAGCGUUGUUCCUCGACAACAUGCUCCUCACAACUGUCGUUCCCGUUGUGCCGAACUUUCUGAGGAGGCUGGAGAAAAGUCAAAGAAAGAAUACGACCACAAUAAAAUUGGUCAACCAGACAGUUCAAGUGUGCACGUUGGUCCCAGAUGAAAGAUAUAUUCCUACAACCGAUGUUCAAAAUAAUUCCGAGGAUUCUGUUGGUUAUUCGUGGGAUGGACUCUCGGACUUCCCCCGCCAUUACGUCAUGACGACGUCAGUGCCGUACAUAUGUGUAUAUAGCAAUCAGACAAACCUUACCAGCGUCAUCACGACGUCGGACAAUAAACUCGACCAUAAGGCGCUUGCCAAUGAAAAUGUGCAGGUUGGGCUUAUGUUUGCUUCUAAAGCUAUAAUGCAGUUAAUCACCAACCCGUUUAUUGGACCUCUGACAAACAGGGUUGGUUACAGUAUCCCAAUGUUUGUGGGAUUCUUUGUCAUGACAGUAUCAACUAUUAUUUUUGCCUUUGGACAGAGCUACACCGUGUUGUUUAUAGCUCGGACUGUACAGGGGAUAGGGUCCUCCUGCUCCAGCGUCGCCGGCAUGGGGAUGCUUGCUGACAGGUACCCGGAUGACAAGGAGAGAGGGAACGCUAUGGGUAUAGCACUUGGAGGGUUGGCAAUGGGGGUCCUUGUUGGGCCGCCGUUUGGUGGAGUGAUGUACGAGUUCACGGGGAAGGCAGUUCCCUUCCUCAUCCUGGCUGCCCUAGCUCUCCUUGACGGGUGCCUCCAGCUGCUGGUGCUGCAGCCUUGCGUCAAGCCGGAGUCCCAGGAGGGGUCGUCUCUCAAGAACCUCCUCAAGGAUCCCUACAUCCUUCUGGCUGCAGGAUCCAUUACGUUCGCCAACAUGGGCAUCGCCAUGAUGGAACCCUCCCUGCCCAUCUGGAUGUACGAGACCAUGGGUGCCAAGGAAUGGCAACAAGGCGUGGCCUUCCUACCAGCAAGCUUGUCCUAUCUCAUUGGUACCAAUAUAUUUGGUCCGCUGGCCCACAAGAUGGGGAGGUGGCUGAGCGCAAUGAUCGGAAUGUUCGUUAUUGGAGUAUGUCUUUUCUUCAUCCCGUUCUCCAAAAACAUCGGGCACCUUAUAGCGCCGAAUUUCGGACUAGGUUUUGCAAUUGGUAUGGUGGACUCGUCGAUGAUGCCGCACAUGGGAUACCUCGUGGACCUCCGUCACGUCUCCGUCUACGGCAGUGUCUACGCCAUCGCUGACGUCGCCUUCUGUCUUGGAUUUGCAAUAGGUCCAGCCAUAAGCGGUUCCAUUGUGCAGACAAUUGGUUUCUCGUGGUUACUGUGGAUCAUCGCCAUCGUCAACAUCUUGUACGCCCCCCUCAUGUACUUCCUGCGCAACCCCCAGGGCCGGGAGGAGAAGAUGUCGUUGAUCAUGAAUGACCAAUGUCCAGUGCAGUACGUGACAUACAACCAGACCACACGAAGCAACGCCAACUCGGACGAAGAAGAUGGGUACUUUGAAGAUUAACCGAGGGGACACAUUCGGAAUAGAUCAGAUUUUUCCGGGAACAAAAGGAAGUCUUGGACUUCCAACUGAUUACUAGUGUUGAAACACUGACGUUAGUUGGUGACUUUAAUAAGGAUACACGGAGCUGGGUGGGAUUGUAUCGGUUGGGUUGAAGAGAAUAUAAAAUAUUUAUGACUAGUUUGCGGAAGUUGGAUGGUUGUUUGUGGAUAGAAUUCAUUGCGUGGGCGACAGAUGUUGUCACUGAAAAACGUUGAAAAUACUCGAGGAAACGAUUUCGAGAUCUUUUGUUAAAAAUAUCUUUCCAGAACAGGCAUUAUGUUUAUUGCAAAUUAUGGAAGAUGGUGAAUUGUCAUCGAGUGGACUUGCAUGAAUUUGAAUGUAAUUAUUGUUGAUUAACCAAAUGUAUUGGAACGAGGACAUUGAUCAGGGCAACUGGCGUUGACUGGGUUGACUUUAGAACAGGAUUGUUCGUUAAUCCGUCGUCAUCUUGGUGUCCUCAUGUACAUUGCGGUGUAGACUAAACAAAUAGCAACAUGUUUCUAGGUGUUUGUGAAUACCUGUAGAUGCUUAGACUAGAGCAAACCCGCAGUUAGCCACGUUACCAUGGAAACCCGCAUAUAUGUUUAUAAACCCGUAUGUAUUUAUAUGAUGUAUUACGUGUACAUAGAUUUGUGAAAAUGAUAUCUACGUUUAUGUGAUGAAAAUAACUUAGAUUACGUAAUUAUAUUUAUAUUUCUGUAGAAGUUCAAGUUUCUGUAUCUUAUACCACGUGUCCGUUAACAUAGGGACUGUAUUUUACACUACUCCACAAAAAUAGGUUAACUGCGAUUAUCUUCCCAACAUAACUGCAACUGCUGCUACUUUGUCGUAUGGGAGUGGAACAACUCAGUUUAUCAAGGAACCUGUUUCAAGAAUGUUAAUAUUACAGAUAAUAUAAAUAUAAAUUAAAGUUUAUAAUCAAAAGCCUUAUAUCUCUUCUACCAUCAUCAGUAUUGGUGCCACGUCACUAAGAUAUAAUGAUUGUAAUGAUUCGAUUGAGUUCUGAUAACGGUCUUUUUUAGAUUAAGUUUGAUAUUAUUAAUUUUAAGUGGACUAUCCAGAAUAAAUACAGUUAAUCUCUGGUGACAGCUGUAGACUGUCAAUGCCCUAGUUCUUGUAAAUAACACUGGAUAUUUAAGACGGAUAUGUGCAGGCUCGAUCAUGGCCGAAGCGCGUCAGUAGACGGCCCAUAACGAGUGUUGAUAAUUGCCGUGGUAAGGUAGGACAAGUAUAGUAUGUUAUCUGUUGUAUUAAAAAUGGAUGACGAGCUUGUGAUAUAGUCUUGUUCGGGGCCCAGUGUAUUUGUUGACAUGUAGAAAUGUAUAGUAUAUAUGGUACAUGUGCAAACAAUAACAUGACAAAUCUAUGUAUCCUUAUUCAGGGCGGGGUAGGAACGUCAGAAGGUAUUAUAUUAAUUAGAAGAUUAUGUAUUGCCUGGUACAAAAAUCUCUGAUUACACGACAGUCCUUGUUGAUAACAAUACAGCGCCCUAAACAAGGAUAUGCAUCGUAAUAAUCUAGUUAGCCGGUGUAUGUAUACCAGGUAUUCUGUGUGUUUGUCAGCCUGUCACUAUAUGUAACACAUGUUCAGGGCUGAGGAACAGCUAUGCAGAAAUCCUCGUGAGGAUAAUAUAUCGUUGAAAUUAUACCAGAUAAAGUAAUUUUAGCCGAAUGACUGCCCUAUUCACGUUCAGGGCCAAAGGCACCACAGUAAGACCUUUAGAGAAGAUAUGUAAAAUCUCGAGAUGUCUGAUACAGCUUGUACAGCAGUCUCGCUUAUAUCCAUGUUCGUGGCCGAAUAGAGGAACAACAAGGCCCGUAAUGAGGAACUUUAAGAAUAGCGACUGUACAGUGUAUUAUAUACCAACAGGCGACAUCCCAGUGUGCUAUAGCAAUAACGUUGUUUAUGAAACCCUGUGCUUACAAGCGUUCCAUGUGAUAUUCCGUGUAGAUUACACCUGUACAGUGUACCUGUACAGUGUACCCAUCUGAAGUGUUGUGUGUACAGAGAGAGUGUGUAGAGGCUGAGCUGAUGCAGCUGCCCAGACGUUCCAAUAAAAGCAAAUCUCUACAUCUGA
Molecule: messenger RNA, 3946 nt
Organism: Haliotis rubra (blacklip abalone)
Lineage: Eukaryota; Metazoa; Mollusca; Gastropoda; Lepetellida; Haliotidae
Product: synaptic vesicular amine transporter-like
Biological process (GO): xenobiotic transport; transmembrane transport; aminergic neurotransmitter loading into synaptic vesicle
Cellular component (GO): terminal bouton; synaptic vesicle membrane
Molecular function (GO): serotonin:sodium:chloride symporter activity; xenobiotic transmembrane transporter activity
Source: RefSeq, a predicted model, not a curated record